This is a messenger RNA of Porites lobata, 1330 nucleotides long. Lineage: Eukaryota; Metazoa; Cnidaria; Anthozoa; Scleractinia; Poritidae. The record is from the annotation of a GenBank genome assembly.
AUGAUAUGGGCAAACAAAAUGCUGAACAUUGUUUUGUCUGUUUUGACGAUAAAUAACGCAAAGGCUGGCGGAAUAGUGAGUCGCACUUUCAACACUGUGAGUGCCGUUCAAGAUUUUGGCUAUUGCGGCCUCUGAUUUGCUGAAAUAGCGUAUGUUGUGUGGACUAUGAUUAUGAUGUGGACUAUGACUGGAAAACGCCAUUCGACGUCUGGGCGCUGAAAGGACGUAAGAGACCCCUGCCCUGUGAAAGAGCCAAGGUUAGUAGUUUUGUCAGUUUUUCACGCGCUCUCGGCAUUGUUACUUGUAUUACAAUUUUAAUGCCAAAUAACUGCCUUUAUAGUCGCAAUUUGGUAAAACUGCACAAACACGGCACUGAUCGAAACGAAGACUAAUUACUGUCUGCAAUGAGCUGAGUUUACUGAAAUCGUGGCGAGCAGUAGCGUGAAAAGAAAUUAAAAUAUUCAACUGAGAUAUCGGAAGUGAAGCUUAACUUACACUGGCGGCUGACUUCGUGAGCUUGAACAAACCACAGAAAAACUCCUGUAAUUUGCUGAGAAAUGUUCGUAAAACUCCAUUAAUUAAAUAAUGUGGUGUAGAACUUCGAAUAUACAAGUGUCUUAAGUUCCGCUUAACUAUAAUGACAGACUUGACAGCUAAACAAAGAAGAAUUUACAACAGAAAGCGAUCUUUUUAUAGAAUUGCGAAGUACGCAAUGAAAGAUAAUGAUAUCCGGUGUUGAGAAACGUGUGUCGAUAUUGCUAAAAGGAAUGCUAUGUACACGAACGUGACAGUAGAUAACGCACGUACUGUCAUUGUUACCUUAGCCUGCGCUGCAAGCGUUUCAGCGCGAGUUCGUCGAGAAAGUUGAGACGAGAGCUAAAAAUAAAAGGGAAUGACGGCAUCUUUUUUGCUCCCGCUCUAACUUUCGCGCUAUAAGUCGACUGGCAACGCCUGCUACGCAGGCUAUUCUAAGAGGUCUCUAGUGCUCUAGAAGACCUAGAACAAAGCGGCCUUCUUUUGUUUCCCGUAAACAAAGGAAAUUGUCAUAGGUGACCAUCAGCAUUUUUAAAAGUUGCGUCAGCAGUUUGUAAUUAUAUCCAGUAUAUUCUUCAAAAGGGUACUAGGAAAACCAAAACACAGUUCUAUAAACUUAACAACAGUCACAUUUGUUGUAUUUAAAAGUAUUUACUUAUUUCAUGCACAGGCAGUGGACAUCAAGGAAAAGCGGAUGAUGUAUUUCGACCCAAUGUUCACAUCCGAUCAGGAUCGUUUAGAGUCUAACGACAUUAAAAGCUCCCUUAUGUCAAGCUUAAUGCACCGGCAUAUGUGA